AUGAAACAAAUAACUCUUCUGGCCACAAUCGGCAUAUUUGCCAUUGUUAUUGGUGGUGCCUGGGCGGCACCUCAAGCUCGCAUUGCUGGUGGUGAUGAUGCUGUGCCCGGUCAAAUACCCUAUCAGGCAGCUUUGUCAAUUGCCGGUCUAUACACUUGUGGAGCGGUGAUUUUGAGUGAACGCUAUGCCCUCACCUCGUUGUAUUGUGUGUGUUCGGCUGGCAGUGAUAGACCUUGGCCACCACAAAUGUUCAGUUUCACCGCUGGCACCACCGAUCUGUAUUCCGGUGGUGUACGCAUCGUUGUCGAGGAGAUCACGGUUAAUCCCAAUUAUCAUGAUCUCUCAACUGGUAUUGCCCUGCUAAAACUCACCCAGCCUUUGGUCUUCUCUGACUACAUUCAACCAAUUGAAUUGGCUCAGACGAAUCCACCUCUAAACGCUGAUGUUGAAAUUUCCGGUUGGGGUCGCACCAAAGAGGGCCAGACGGAUAUGUAUCGUUAUUUGCAGAUCAAUGGUGCUACCGUCGUCGAUAGCAUGGAGUGUACCCGAGUAUUGGGUCGUUCAGAUCCCGAUAUCCUCUGCAUGAGUCAUCCACGUAAAAAUGGCAUCUGCAUGGGUGAUUUUGGUGGUCCCGCCGUAUAUAAUGGAAAAGUUGUGGGCAUUGCUUCCGUCGUAAUGGGUGAAUGUGGUAGCCUGUUGCCGGAUAUUUUCACCAGUGUUGCGGAGCAUUAUGAAUGGAUUCAAAAGACUAUGGAAUUGUAA
This is a messenger RNA of Musca vetustissima, 762 nucleotides long. Its product is annotated as serine protease SP24D. The record is from RefSeq and is a predicted model, not a curated record. Gene Ontology annotation, molecular function: serine-type endopeptidase activity. Lineage: Eukaryota; Metazoa; Arthropoda; Insecta; Diptera; Muscidae. The transcript is spliced from 2 exons. Bases 1 to 762 code for a protein of 253 amino acids. Gene Ontology annotation, biological process: proteolysis.